Messenger RNA from Grus americana (Whooping crane), 5501 nucleotides. RefSeq names its product NIMA related kinase 8 (gene NEK8). The transcript has 15 exons. Bases 218 to 2314 code for a protein of 698 amino acids. Gene Ontology annotation, biological process: protein phosphorylation. Lineage: Eukaryota; Metazoa; Chordata; Aves; Gruiformes; Gruidae. Gene Ontology annotation, molecular function: protein kinase activity; ATP binding. The record is from RefSeq and is a predicted model, not a curated record.
CGAGCGGGGAGCCUAGACAGGCCGCUUUGGGGUGGCGUUACCCUCCCUCCCGGCCGAGGCAGGGAGCCCCGUGUCCCCCCCGCAGGCCCUAACCCAUGGUGGUGGGGGGGGGGACACGGGCGCGGCCCGCGGUGUUUCGUCCGCCCGCGGCCGCCGUAGCGGCUCCCGGAAGUGUCUCCAUGGAGACGGAAAGAGCCCGGGCCCGGCUGGGGCCGUGAUGGAGAAAUACGAGCGGAUCCGGGUGGUGGGGAGAGGGGCCUUCGGCAUCGUGCACCUGUGCCUGCGCAAGGCCGACCAGAAGCUGGUGAUCCUGAAGCAGAUCCCGGUGGAGCAGAUGAGCAAGGACGAGCGGCUGGCGGCGCAGAAUGAAUGCCAGGUCCUCAAGCUGCUCAGCCACCCCAACGUCAUCGAGUACUACGAGAACUUCCUGGAGGACAAAGCGCUCAUGAUCGCCAUGGAGUACGCCCCAGGGGGCACGCUAGCUGAGUUUAUUCAUAAGCGCUGUAACUCCUUGCUGGAUGAGGACACCAUCCUGCACUUCUUCGUGCAGAUCCUCCUGGCUCUCCACCACGUCCACACCAAGCAGAUCCUGCACCGCGACCUGAAGACUCAGAACAUCCUCUUGGACAAACAUCGCAUGAUUGUCAAGAUUGGAGACUUUGGCAUCUCCAAAAUCUUGAGCAGCAAGAGUAAAGCCUACACGGUUGUGGGAACUCCGUGCUACAUCUCCCCAGAACUCUGCGAAGGGAAGCCUUACAACCAGAAGAGUGAUAUCUGGGCUUUGGGCUGUGUGCUGUACGAACUCGCCAGUCUCAAGAGGGCUUUCGAAGCUGCGAAUCUUCCUGCCUUAGUGUUGAAGAUCAUGAGCGGGACGUUUGCCCCAAUAUCGGAUAGAUAUAGCCCCGACCUGCGCCAGCUCAUCCUCAGCAUGCUGAACCUGGAUCCUUCCAAGCGACCCCAGCUGAAUGAGAUCAUGGCCCAGGCCAUCUGCAUUCGGCCUCUUCUGAACCUCUACACUGAUGUGGGCAGUGUCAAAAUGAGAAGGCCUGAAAAACCCUUGGCUCCAGUGCCAACAGUGACCCACAGCCGCACAGGAGGACGAGUGAGCAGUGCCAGACCGAGGGGUGUUCGAGGUGGUUCAGCCCGGACAGGAAUCCCUCCUCCGCUGUCAUCCAUCUACACCUGGGGGAGCGGGAUCACCACCCCGCUCCGCCUGCCCAUGCUUAACACUGAAGUGGUGCAGGUGUCUGCUGGCAGGACACAAAAGGCUGGGGUCACCAAAUCGGGGCGGCUCAUCAUGUGGGAGGCUCCCCCGAUGGGUGCUGCGGGAGGCCCUUCUCUCCCAGGAGCCACCGAGCAGCUCCAGCCUCAGUUUGUGUCCCGCUUUCUGGAGGGCCAGUCUGGUGUGACCAUCAAACACGUGUCCUGCGGUGAUCUCUUCACAGCCUGCCUCACAGACAGGGGGAUAAUUAUGACUUUCGGCAGUGGCAGCAAUGGCUGUUUGGGGCAUGGAAACUUCACGGACGUAAGCCAGCCCAAGAUCGUGGAGGCCCUGCUGGGCUACGAGAUGGUGCAGGUGGCCUGUGGCGCAUCUCACGUCCUGGCGGUUUCCAACGAACGGGAAGUGUUUGCCUGGGGCAGGGGGGAUAAUGGUCGCCUUGGGCUGGGUACCCUGGAGUGCCACAACUCCCCCCAGCAGGUCACAGUCCCACCAGAGCACGAGGCUCAGAGGGUCAUCUGCGGCAUCGAUUCUUCCAUGGUCCUCACAGUGAAGAACCAGAUUCUUGCUUGUGGGAGCAACAGGUGUAACAAGCUGGGCCUAGAUCAGAUCAGAUCAGCAGAGGAGCCUUCGCCGGAGGACCAGGUGGAAGAGGCCACCAUGUUCACGUGUGCCCAGUCGUCCCCAUUGAACCGAGAGCCGAUCGUGUGUGCUGACAUCGGUACAGCACACUCGGCUGCAGUCACAGCCUCUGGCCAGUGUUACACCUUUGGGAGCAACCAGCACGGGCAGCUGGGCACCAACUCCUGCCGCAACAGCCGCGUACCCCACCUGGUUGUGGGGCUCCAGGCAAUGAAGGUCACCGUGGUGGCUUGUGGGGAUGCCUUCACUGUGGCCAUCGGAGCAGACGGCGAGGUGUGCACAUGGGGGAAAGGAGCCAGGGGACGCCUGGGCAGGAAGGACGAGGAAACGGGAGCGCCAAAGCCAGUGCAGCUGGAGGAGACGCAUCCGUACCUGGUGACCUCCGUAGCCUGCUGCCACGGGAACACGCUGCUGGCAGUAAAGCCUGCCGUGGAAGAGUCACCAUCCCAGUGAGUUUGAGUUGAGAGGGGCCGUAUCCAGCCUCGUUGUAGAGAUGCGGAGGCACCCCCAGCCGCCCGGCAUGCCUGCCCUUGCUGCUGCCUGCUACAGCCUGGCUUGGACCUGCGUCCCCGGACUUGGAAGCUCCUCAGCUGCACUCCGAAGGCAGCAGUCUGAAACAGGGAGCUCCUAACGAUGGUUCCCAUGGAACCGGAGCUGGUCUCACUUAUUGAAUCAACGAGGGUCGCUGCGAACCUCCAGUGCCCGAGAGGUGCUGGCCUGGAUGUGCCGUGGGGCAGACGUCCCUGGAGCUCUGGUACUGCCUAACUGGGGUCGCGCUGGGGCUCUGCCCCUUCCCGCUGGAAGUGCCUGUGUAGAAGGGUGAGGAGCACAGAGGUUAUUUUCCCCCGUGGAAACUGUCUCUGGUUACAAAGCCCAGGCUGACAGCUUGGUGUCUGAGAGAGCUGUCAGCCUUUGCACAGCAGUGUCUGGAGUUAGGGCCCCAGGCGCUACACUGGGUGACUAAGUGCAAACCUCUUUUCUAAUUAGAGAAGCCUGUCCUUUCCCAUCCCCCCCUUAAAACGUUUCACCCGUUUGUUGAGCUGUUCAUCAUGCUUUCAAGGGUCCUGGCCUGCACGGCUGGCCGAACCCAGCGCGAGCAGCCUUUCUGUGCGGCACAACCCGGCUAGCUCUCCCGAAAUGCUGCCUGGAGCUUUCUAAUUACAGCCUCCCCUGGCCCCAGGAGCUCACCAGAGGAUCCUCCAGCUGACAUUUGUCCUCAGGCCCCUAAAUCCUGCUGCUGACCAGCUCACUGGCUCCCAGCUGAGCUAGCAGAAGGCAGCAAAACACAGCAAGCAAUUGUCAGUAAUUGAAGUUUUUUAACCCAGAUCUCUCCAGGGAGAUGAUGAGUUUUCACCAGGGAUUCUUUCUGCAGGGAGGAGGGGGCAUAUCACCAUGUCACAGGCAGGAGUUACAUUCUUUAUCUCCAGAAGGGUUGUUUCCUUUCCCUUUUUUUUUUUUUCCUCUUUUCUUUUUUUAACUUACAUCUGCCCUGGGCCAUUUUUUGAUGAGCUUCUGUCUCUGAUCUGUCUGACAUUGCAAAUGCUCUUGCCUUUCACAUCCAUCUUUGUGCUGUUGCCAAUCUGUUGUGUAUAAAGUCAGUGCUUUCAUAAGCUGGCUGAGAUGAAAUCUCUCUAAUUAUUUUUGUGAUUCUUUCCUGUUUUCAAUGAGGGAAACCUCACCGGUCUCUAGUAGAAGCCGACUGAUCCCUCUUGUCAUGCGAAAGGUAAUGAAUUUCUGCAGGUCUCCUGCUCUUUCCUCCCUCGUCUCCCAGGCUCUGGGGGAAGGAGCAGGUCCCGUCCAGCCAGGAGAGGCGUGUGCAGCCCUGACUGCAGACGCGGCCUCCCUGUUUGGCUCCUGGCAGGGUGGGUGCAUGGGUUUUUCCCUGCCGUUUUUGUUUCUUGUGGAGCUGCCUUUUCAGGCGGUUACACCCUGCUAUCCCAGGAAGCUGACUUGAAUUCAAAGGCUUUGCCAGUCCCUUGGCACUCGCCUUGUGCUGCAGGUUACAGGGACGGCUCUGGCAGCCUGGUGUUGGUGGAGGGGAAGGUGUUCUCUGCUCCCAGACCAUCCUGGGCACCAGGGUAAUUACAGGGCUGGGUUAAAUUGACUCGAAGCCCCUCAGGGCCACUGUCCUCCCUGCGCUGAGCUGUUGGCAGCACCGGCUCCUACAGCAACAGAUUUCUGUGUUGUGCUCAGCCCUUGGGGCUCCCCUCGCCCAUAAGAAGGGACUGGCGUUCCUGCUACAGCCUCGCCAGGGCUGAGGGCUGGCUGGGACAGCAGGCAGGCAGGACAGAGGUCUCUGCCACCCUUUGUCUUGUCAAUGGUGGCACCAAAAUGCCACCGCUCCAGGGGACGCGCAGCCCGGAGAGCUGGGCUCUCCCUGCUCCAGGUGAGCCUCCUGGCAACCCCACCCUGUUCCCACUGAUGUGCUGGUGUUAGGUGGGUUUUUAUGGCUUAACAAUGCUUUUGCACAGCAGUGCUGGGGCUGGAGGUGUCACUGGCUCGAAUGUUGGGACCCUUUGCUCCAGGCAGGGGCAACCAGUGUGGACCAGUGUGCUUUGUGCUGGGCUGGGAGCUCGCAGUGAGGGCUGGAGCCCUCGGGAUUUUGCAGCCUGUGCGCUCGGUGCAGGAGUUCAGCUGUGAAGCCCAGCGAGAUUAUUUGAAUAAUUUAAUACCGGGCUGUGACCAAGCCUGGCGAAAGGGUAAAGGAAACAAAGAGGCCCCCAGCCCCGAGCAACAAUAGCUCUUGAAACGACAAGCCGAGGCACGUCCGUGCUGCCCGAGGCAGAGAGCAGCCCGGGCAAAUAGGCCAGUUGCAUUCCUCACGUCUGCUGCUUUGUUUCCCUGCAGAAGCUCCCGAUGAAAACUGCAGGUCUCAGGGCUUCUCCCUUGUUUUGUUCCCGCGUCCUGUGGAGCUGGUGGUGGAUCAGCCGCGUCCCCAUGGCUCUUCCUGCUAAGGAAGGCAGGGCCAGAAGGGAGAGGGUAGGAGAGGUGAUGCAGGGAUGAGGCUGCCUGGUCCCAUCUUGUGCAUCCUGGCCACUGCAGAUCCCCUCUGGUCGUUGUCACCCAGGGAAAGCCCAUCCCUGUUCCUGUGCCCGAUAAGAUCCCGCUGACCUGGGGCCAUCGCUGUCAGCAGGAAAGAGCCCGAACCUCCUGCUGAUCCCGGAGCUGGUUUGAUUCGAUUCUGGCACUCUGUCGUGGUUGUAUCCCCGUUCCCACGAGGCUUGGCAGGAGGUGCAGCUGCCGUCCAUCUGUCCAGGUGCCUCGCUCCCCUUACCCGCCGCCUUCCCUGGGCACGAGUCCCCAGAAGCAGGGAGAGGACUCUCUCCGCUCCUUUCCCCCGGGGCGAAAUGCUCCACCUUAACUUCUUUAGAAGCGAAGCGUUUGUUUACUGUCCCUCCAGUUUAAGUUAAAUGCAAGGCUGAGGGAUGGAGCAGGGGUGCAGGGCAGGGAGAGGCCAGGGGAAGAAGGCAGGAGGCCUCCCCGAGCCCAGAUGGGUUCAAGGACUGACCCGUCCCAGGGGACAGAGAACAUAUCGCCUCCACAAAGGGAAUGACACUGCCCGGAGGUUGCACGUCGCCUUUGUGUGAGACAAAUGCCUGGCUGUGGUGGUGUGUGCGGAGAGGGUGUUCAUUAGGGAAAG